UUUUCUUUCAUUUAGGAUAGUCUCUCCUUCUCCUUAACCCCUAUUGAAUUUUGGAUAUCUCUGUUGCUCCUUAAACCCCUCUAACAGAGUCUCUCUCACUCACUCAGGCAAAGCAGAUAAAGCCUAUAAUAAUGCAAGCUGCAACUCUCUCCUUUCGCCCUCCGCCGCCACUCCAUCACUUCUCCACCAAACCCCAUCACCUCAAAUAUUCACUCUGUUCAUACAAUCCUCCAAUUCCCACACUAUCUACCCAAACCCUUUCAAGAAAAUACAUUUGCAAAGCCUCAGCUGCUGGAAAGUAUGUCAGGGAAGAUUAUCUUGUGAAGAAGUUGUCUGCCAAAGAGAUUCAAGAACUGAUAAAGGGAGAACGAAAUGUGCCAGUGAUUAUUGAUUUCUAUGCUACAUGGUGCGGUCCUUGUAUUUUGAUGGCUCAAGAACUUGAAAUGCUUGCUGUAGAGUAUGAAAGCAAUGCACUUAUUGUGAAAGUAGACACAGAUGAUGAAUACGAAUUUGCACGUGAUAUGCAGGUUCGAGGACUACCUACAUUGUAUUUCAUAAGUCCAGAUCCAAAUAAGGAUGCUAUCAGAACUGAAGGGCUCAUCCCAAUACAAAUGAUGCGGGACAUUAUUAAUAAUGACUUAUGAUGAAUAAUUCAGUAGGUUCUUUGUUAGUGGAACUGUGCAUCCGAUGCUCCUUGCUGCUAUUGUCAAGCUGCCUUUUAUUUGUUCGUACGGAUGUACCAAUAUGUGGUUCUCAAUAUAAAUCUUCUGCAAUUUCUUUGUGAAUCUCUCCAGCUUGGUAUCUUCCUAGCAGUGUAAGAGUUGCAAGUUGUAACACAAAUUUUGCACUUGGAAUGAUUAAAACAAGUUGUGCAACAAA
Molecule: messenger RNA, 879 nt
Organism: Lycium barbarum (goji berry)
Lineage: Eukaryota; Viridiplantae; Streptophyta; Magnoliopsida; Solanales; Solanaceae
Product: thioredoxin-like protein CITRX, chloroplastic
Exons: 4
Coding region: 132-644 (170 amino acids)
Biological process (GO): cell redox homeostasis; plastid organization
Cellular component (GO): thylakoid
Molecular function (GO): protein-disulfide reductase activity
Source: RefSeq, a predicted model, not a curated record